Molecule: messenger RNA, 1729 nt
Organism: Nicotiana tabacum (common tobacco)
Lineage: Eukaryota; Viridiplantae; Streptophyta; Magnoliopsida; Solanales; Solanaceae
Product: thioredoxin-like fold domain-containing protein MRL7 homolog, chloroplastic
Biological process (GO): regulation of DNA-templated transcription; chloroplast organization
Cellular component (GO): chloroplast stroma
Source: RefSeq, a predicted model, not a curated record
UUGUCAUAUUCUCUUCUGAAUGGCUAGCUCCCUUUUUCCUUCUUUCAAAGUGGGCAAAUCGAUAGUGGUUCUUCUUCUCCCUUUGCUCUCCCCUUUCUCGAAAUCAUACAGUUGCUAUUUCGAUUAGAAGUGACUAAAACUUAUUUCUUAUAAGAUUGGACAAUAGAAUCCUCAGAUUAAGCUUACUCUUUCUCAGGUUUCUUAUUUUAGGAGUUACCCCUCGUAGAGUUUUUAAUCCUCCCAGCAGAGUAUUUAAGCGAGAGAAAAUGGUCAUCCAUUCUGCAUUGAGUUUCAACUUUUGUGCAAUCUCAUCACUCUCUGUUCCUAAAGCAUGGCAACAGGGUAGUUCUUGCUCUUUUGCUAACUACCUAUUACCGUCUCCUUUGAAACGUCUGACUUGCUUUGUCACUUCAAGAAAGUCCGAAGAGGAACAUGUGCCUGAUCCUAAGCAUAACUCUGGUUCAAGGCCUAGGAAAGCUACAAGGUCCAGCGAAAGCAAAGUUUCUCUUAAUGAAGACAAAGAUCCCGUCAAGAUCUUCCCUGCAACAAUCCCUAAAAAGCCAAGACGUGGCCGCAGGAGCGAAGCAGCUGCAGUUGAGGAUUUUGUUCGUGAUUCACUAGAAAAGACAUUUGCUUCUAUCCGGGAGCAGAACUCUGAAAUAAUGGAAGAUACCGAGAAUAUCCUCAAAGAUAGGGUUGAUGAUGACACUGAUUCUGAUCAAAGUAGUGAAGAUGAAGAUGACAGCCGCAGGGAUAUGAAAGAAAAGAAAAUGAUCGUUGAGGAGGAGGAUCCAGAUUGGCCUCUAGAUGCAGAUGUUGGAUGGGGAAUUAGAGCAUCAGAGUAUUUUGACAAGCAUCCAAUAAAAAAUGUAGUAGGUGAAGAUGGAGUUGAGAUCGAUUGGGAGGGGGAGAUUGAUGAUUGUUGGGUGAAGGAAAUCAAUUGCCUAGAGUGGGAGAGCUUUGCUUUUCAUCCCAGCCCCCUCAUUGUUCUUGUUUUCGAGAGAUACAAUCGGGCUAGUGACAAUUGGAAAGCUCUUAAGGAGCUAGAGAAAGCAGCCAAGGUGUACUGGAGUAACAAAGAGCGGUUGCCUCCUCGGACUGUGAAGAUUGACAUAAAUAUUGAGAGGGAUCUAGCCUAUGCUCUUAAAGUUAAAGAAUGUCCGCAAAUAUUGUUUUUACGAGGAAAUAGGAUACUGUACAGAGAAAAAGACAUUCGAACAGCUGAAGACUUGGUUCAAAUGAUAGCAUACUUUUACUACAAUGCAAAAAAACCUUCAUGCAUUAAAGAUGAAGCUUUAUCUCCACGGUCUUAGUCAACAGAGCUCAGAUUAAGUUGGCAGAAGGAUAGUCUAAGAGGCAAUGGAGCAUGGAUCCCCGUGUAACUUGGACCAAUUGGUCGUGUUGUUCAUCUGAAAAUCUGAGUCCACAAUUGCAGACAGAACCUUGGAGGAUGACUGGUCGAAACGUCAUGAUUGGUAUUAUCUGCCUGAUGCCUCCAGCUGCUGAUGUAACUUGCAAGUGGAAGGUUGAAGAAAAAGGUUAUAUUCUAUCCAGAGCUUAAAGUAGCCUAUGCUCCAUACAAUAUAGAAGAGGAUAGUUGGAAAGAGAAGUCUCAGUUGCCAUGAUCUUACUUUAGUUUUAUUUGCUAGUUUACAUGUCAUACUAGUUUAAGAUGUCUAUAAAAUACUUUAUAUGAAUUACAAAAUUUCAUGUCAUCUUCUGCUACUUA